AUGGCCUCGAAAACCACCGCGGUGGCUCUCAUCAGCAUCAUCUCCUAUGUUCAGGCAUAUCCUUUGAAACCUCUCAAUCAGUUGUCCAAGCGACCAUUUUUUGUUUUGGCGGGUGAUAGCACCACAGCCACUCAAUCCUCGAACGGGGGAGGAUGGGGAGACGGCUUCCUCAGCACAACUCUUUUUGAAGGGGCUUCUGGUCGUAAUUUUGGUCAUAAUGGUGCAACGACUGUUAGCUUUCGAGAUGGAGGCGAUUGGGGCGAGGUUUUAGCGACCGUGAAACAAGUUCGACAUGAUCAUCAUCCAUUUGUGACUAUUCAAUUUGGGCACAACGACCAAAAGCCGGCUGCAAGAAUAUCAUUGUCACAGUACACCAGCAACCUCGAGAGAUUCGCGACCGAGGCUUUUGAUGCUGGAGCUACACCAAUUCUCAUCACCCCUUUGUCCCGGCGUAACUACGAUAACUCAACAGGCACACCGAGUAUCAUUAUGAGUCUUACCAAUGAGACCAUGGGAACUAUCAAUGCCGCUCCCCACUCAUAUGCUACAUACAUUGACCUGAAUCAAGCUAGCACGCGGUAUCUUAAUGCAAUCGGGCCAUCAAAUGCUUCUACAUACAACCUCAACCCAAUGGACUAUACCCAUAUAAAUCUGCCAGGGAGUGUUCUGUUUGGAAAUAUUGUGACCGAACUGAUUAUUCAGAAGCUUCCUGCUCUGGAAAGAUCCGGAUAUCUGUGCGUGAAUGGUAGACUGAAGGAGGAUAUUGAUCAAGGGAUCUAUCAUUGGCCUUAA
Penicillium coprophilum is the source of this 792-nucleotide messenger RNA. RefSeq names its product rhamnogalacturonan acetylesterase. The record is from RefSeq and is a predicted model, not a curated record. NCBI's taxonomy places the organism in Eukaryota, Fungi, Ascomycota, Eurotiomycetes, Eurotiales, Aspergillaceae. The transcript has a single exon. Gene Ontology annotation, molecular function: hydrolase activity, acting on ester bonds. The coding region runs from base 1 to 792 and encodes 263 amino acids.